Molecule: messenger RNA, 646 nt
Organism: Pyrus x bretschneideri (Chinese white pear)
Lineage: Eukaryota; Viridiplantae; Streptophyta; Magnoliopsida; Rosales; Rosaceae
Product: 60S ribosomal protein L23
Exons: 4
Coding region: 116-538 (140 amino acids)
Biological process (GO): translation
Cellular component (GO): ribosome; cytosolic large ribosomal subunit
Molecular function (GO): large ribosomal subunit rRNA binding; structural constituent of ribosome
Source: RefSeq, a predicted model, not a curated record
UCUCAAUUUUUGUGUAGACGAAAAACCCUAGAACCUCACUAAUAUUUAGCCUCCGUCGCCCAAAACCACUGUCACACUUCUCACUCUUGAGAUCUGAAGCCUCUCUGGUGCAGCUAUGUCGAAACGAGGGCGUGGAGGGUCCGCCGGAAACAAGUUCCGGAUGUCGCUGGGUCUGCCGGUGGCCGCCACCGUGAACUGCGCCGACAACACCGGUGCCAAGAACCUUUACAUCAUCUCCGUGAAGGGAAUCAAGGGUCGCCUCAAUCGCCUUCCUUCUGCUUGUGUUGGUGACAUGGUGAUGGCUACUGUCAAGAAGGGCAAGCCUGACCUCCGAAAGAAGGUCUUGCCGGCCGUCAUUGUCCGCCAGCGCAAGCCGUGGCGCCGAAAGGACGGGGUUUUCAUGUACUUUGAAGAUAAUGCUGGUGUCAUUGUCAAUCCGAAGGGAGAAAUGAAAGGGUCUGCAAUCACCGGACCUAUCGGAAAGGAAUGCGCCGAUCUGUGGCCAAGAAUUGCAAGUGCUGCCAAUGCCAUCGUUUAAGUUCUUCACUUUUCUGUCUUUAGGAUGUUUUUGCUGGUUUUCUGGAUGUUAAAUUCAUUAUCAUGUAGACUCUGUUAUGAUUAUGAAAUGGAUCCUCUUUCGUUUAAA